Molecule: messenger RNA, 1549 nt
Organism: Eutrema salsugineum
Lineage: Eukaryota; Viridiplantae; Streptophyta; Magnoliopsida; Brassicales; Brassicaceae
Product: protein DETOXIFICATION 13
Exons: 7
Coding region: 1-1428 (475 amino acids)
Biological process (GO): xenobiotic detoxification by transmembrane export across the plasma membrane
Cellular component (GO): membrane
Molecular function (GO): xenobiotic transmembrane transporter activity; antiporter activity
Source: RefSeq, a predicted model, not a curated record
AUGGGAGACGCAAAUGAGAGCUUGCUGCUACCAGUAGACAGAGUCGAGAAAGUGACAUGGAGAGAUCUGCGAGACGGUUCACUCAUCGAAGAGCUCAAGCGGCUUAUCUGCUUCGCUGCUCCUAUGGCGGCUGUGCUUAUCGCUCAGUUCUUGUUGCAGAUCAUCUCAAUGGUGAUGGUGGGUCACCUUGGAAACCUCUCUCUCGCUAGCGCUUCCCUCGCCUCCUCCUUCUGCAACGUCACUGGCUUCAGUUUCAUCAUAGGAAUGUCAUGUGCUUUGGAUACUCUGAGCGGUCAAGCUUAUGGAGCUAAGCUAUACCGGAAAAUGGGUGUUCAGACAUACACAGCUAUGUUCUGUCUCACAUUAGUCUGUGUCCCUCUCUCUAUCAUAUGGUUCAACAUGGAAAAGAUUCUUGUACUCCUUGGCCAAGACCACUCCAUUGCACACGAAUCCGGCAGAUAUGCGGCCUGGCUCAUCCCUGGGCUGUUCUCUUACGCUUUUCUGCAGCCGCUCAUUCGCUACUUCCAAACCCAGAGCUUGAUAACACCUCUUCUCAUCACCUCUUGUUUUGUCUUCUGUCUCCACCUUCCACUCUGCUGGCUUUUGGUUUACAAGUCAGGGCUUGGUUUUCUUGGAGGAGCCUUGGCUCUCGGUUUUUCAAACUGGCUCUAUGCCAUUCUUCUUGGAUUCAUCAUGUGCUUUUCCUCCGCCUGUUCUAAGACUCGUGCACCCCUUUCCAUGGAGAUAUUCAACGGCGUUGGAGAGUUCUUCAAAUAUGCUAUUCCUUCUGCGGCUAUGGUUUGCCUAGAGUGGUGGUCAUAUGAACUCAUAAUAUUACUCUCUGGUCUCUUACCCAAUCCACAACUUGAGACUUCUGUGCUCUCUGUCUGUCUCCAAACAAUAGCGACAAUCUAUUCAAUACCACUUGCCAUUGCGGCUGCAGCAAGCACAAGAAUCUCAAAUGAAUUAGGUGCUGGAAACUCUGGAGCAGCACAUAUCGUGGUCUACGCGGCAAUGUGUCUUGCAGUAAUGGAAGCAUUGAUAGUGAGUACGACUCUAUUAGUCGGCAGGAAUGUUUUCGGCUAUGUUUUCAGCAGUGACAAGGAAACCGUAGACUAUGUUGCAAAGAUGGCUCCAUUGGUCUCUAUUUCUCUCAUACUGGACGGUUUACAAGGGGUUCUCUCAGGUAUUGCGAGGGGAUGCGGAUGGCAACAUAUAGGGGCUUACAUAAACUUAGGAGCUUUCUAUCUCUGGGGGAUGCCCAUUGCAGCAACUUUAGCCUUUUGGAUUCAUCUGAAAGGUGUUGGCCUUUGGAUGGGGAUACAAGCCGGUGCCGUUCUGCAAACUCUUCUGCUAGCUCUUUGCACCUGCUGCACAAACUGGGAAACUCAGGCCCUUGAAGCGAGGAAGCGAAUGGCUUUGGCCUAAGGGUUAUGUACGGCAGAAGAGAACUUACCGGGUCAGAACUUUGCAUCUUAAGAUUACAUAAGGACCAUAUGUUCCUCCGACUUUUUAACCAUUUUUGGUAGCAGUCAAGUUAAAAAAUAAA